AUGGCUUUUAUGUUUCCCAAUUCGUUUUUAUACCACAUCAAAGAAGGACUUUCUCGUGAUCCUAUCAUCAAGUAUCGUGACGAUCCAAACUUGCAGAAUAUAAUUGACGUUAUUCAGACCGAAUUCCGCUGUUGUGGAAUUUCUGAUAAAGGAUACAAAGAUUGGUCAAAGAACAUUUACUUUGAAUGCAAUGAUUCGGGUCUCAUUAAUAUCGAGUGUGGCUUCAACAUGCAAAACAUUAGCUCAGUGGUUGAGGUAAACAAAGAUAUCUACACGCGAGGUUGCAUUGAGGCCAUCACUGAAACUCUGGAGCCAAACAUGAACAUGGUUUCAAUUGG
Rhagoletis zephyria (snowberry fruit fly) is the source of this 338-nucleotide messenger RNA. RefSeq names its product tetraspanin-33-like. NCBI's taxonomy places the organism in Eukaryota, Metazoa, Arthropoda, Insecta, Diptera, Tephritidae. The record is from RefSeq and is a predicted model, not a curated record. Gene Ontology annotation, cellular component: membrane.